AUGGAACUCAGAAAGGGUGGCUUUUGCCAUCACGUGAUGAUCCGAUGGAAGUACACGCCUAUCAGAUGUAUUCACUGGCAGUAUAUUUACUACUUCAUGCUGUAUCUGGUCUCAUCCCUGGCAUUCUUGAUUGCUGGUUUAAGGAACGAGGAAAACGUGGGGUACCUCAACGCACUGUUUCUGUGCAUCAGCGCAGGGACCGGAGCUGGGCUUAAUACAGUUAAUUUGUCGUCCCUCAACUCGUUCCAGCAGGCUAUACUUUGGCUAGAUAUCAUCAUGGGUUCGCACAUGUUUGUAUUUGCCGGGCUUGUUAUUACACUCCGGUUCAAAUAUAAAAAUCGAAGUAAACCACGGAUACCUCACCCAUCACCCCAAGAUAUUAUUGUUGAAGAGGCCAACGAUGACACCGCUGCCGCUGCGAAACCAGACACGGAAGGCCCAGUUAAACCUGGUAUCGACCAGACAUCAAUUACUAGCACAGUCCUAGAACAUCAGACGAGCUGCGAAUAUAUUAAAGAGCUUAGCACAAGACACCAAGCCUUUGUUAUCCUCUCCUGGAUUGUUCCACUCUACAUCAUCGUAGUCCAGCUAUUGGGGCGGUCGCCCUAG
This is a messenger RNA of Morchella importuna, 609 nucleotides long. RefSeq lists its product as uncharacterized. Gene Ontology annotation, biological process: intracellular potassium ion homeostasis; potassium ion import across plasma membrane. Bases 1 to 609 code for a protein of 202 amino acids. The record is from RefSeq and is a predicted model, not a curated record. Gene Ontology annotation, cellular component: plasma membrane. Lineage: Eukaryota; Fungi; Ascomycota; Pezizomycetes; Pezizales; Morchellaceae. Gene Ontology annotation, molecular function: high-affinity potassium ion transmembrane transporter activity. The transcript has 3 exons.